AUGCGUCACGUGAAAUUGAGGCACGGGCUUGCUAUCGGGGGCGUGAGUCACCCUCACGGAGUCUUCGAAGACCGAGAGCAGGAUAUGCUCCGUGCAAGUCAAGGGGAUUUCGUGGAUGACAGUGCGCCGGAAGCCACACUCCGUGCCGUACCUCUCACGGAUUCGUCGAAAGUACCUUUCGAUACUGGCGUGACCAAGUAUGAAUGGCGUUCCACACUCGAGACGCGGAAAAUGUGCCCCCAGCAGCGAGACGAGCCAGUCGGGAUCGGAUCGCCCUUGACAGAGGACAUCCGGUGGUACUACCUGAUCGAGCUCGGCCUGUACUUCUCGCUGAUGGCGUCUCAGUUCUCCGACGUUCGUCGGAAGGAUUUCGCCGUGAACCUGAUCCACCACCUGGCGACGAUCGUCCUCGUCACGUUCUCGUGGAUCAUCGGGGGGAUCCGGAUCGGGGCGAUCACGCUUCUGCUUCACGAUGCCUCCGAUGGCAUCCUCGAGCUGGCGAAACUGUGCCACUACUUGAAACUGAAGUGGCUGACCUCGCGGCUCUUCAUCGUCUUCACGAGCGUUUGGAUGGUGACCCGCGUUUACAUCUACCCGAUGCACAUCGUCCUGCCGAUGCAGAUGGCGCUGGUGGACGAGUGGGAGGAGAGGUGGCGGGGGAACCUCUCGUGUCCGUUCAUGAUGCUCCUGCUGUGGAGUCUCUUCUUUCUGCACGUUUACUGGACCUAUUGCAUCUUCAAGGUCAUCAUCAGGCGACUCGGGGGGAAGUUUCACCUCAGUCCCGUCAUCGUCUCGGUCGACUACGACUACAACGCGACUGGGGCGAUGGAGCGACUGCAGUUGAACCUCAACUGA
Molecule: messenger RNA, 855 nt
Organism: Darwinula stevensoni
Lineage: Eukaryota; Metazoa; Arthropoda; Ostracoda; Podocopida; Darwinulidae
Source: the annotation of a GenBank genome assembly